GAAAUCUCCGCAUUUUUAGUUUCUCCGUUUUCUGCAGGCAAUCUUUAAUUUCUUGGUUAGCCACUUCGGCCUGUUUUCCCUUUGCUCUCCUUUUCCCUUUUGUUUACACUUCUUUUUCUCUGCAGAUUUAUUCUUUCCUGCCGCCCUUUUGGCUUCGUUUCUACUUUUGCAGGAGCAGGUUUAGCGACAACCUCACCGACCUCGUGGGCUCCUCCUUCGCCACCCGCGUCGGGGUAGCUGACUCCCUCCUGGGCCUCGGGGGCCGCCCGGGAGAGCCUUGGCGAAGCCGGGCUGCGGGGCCGCUGCUCACGCUGCCGGAGCUGCUUGGCCCAGCCCAAACUUGUUUUGAUACCUUAGAAGGAUUUUGUAAUCUACUUCCUGGUCUAGAGAAAACCAGAACAAUGGCUACCAGGAGCGUUGCCUCGGAGAUCAUAGAAAGAGAACGAAAAAAGUUACUUGAAAUCCUGCAACAGGAUCCUGAUUCUGUCUUAGAUACAUUAACCUCUCGGAGGCUGAUUUCUGAAGAAGAGUAUGAGACCCUGGAGAAUAUCACAGAUCCCUUGAAGAAAAUUCGAAAGCUGUUAAUUUUGGUACAGAAAAAGGGAGAGGUGAGCUGUCAGCAUUUUCUCAAGUGCUUAUGUAGUACUUUUCCAGAGUCACCUACGAUUUGGGACUUAGGGCACGAAUUUUUGAAGCAUGAGAAUAUAGAACCUCCUCAAUGUAUAGAGGUCAGAGAGAAUUCUCAAGAUACGUUUUUCCCUGAAGAGAAACAGCCUGAAAAUUGUGAGAUCACGGAGUCCUUCAAAGAGAAAGAACACUUGGAUUUGGGAACCUUUGAGACAUUCGUGGACAAGAAAACUAGUUAUAGGGAAACGGCUUGGUCCCCAAGGAAAAAUGAGAAGGAAUGCAACACACCGGAAGUCACAUUGCCUCAUUUGGUUGAGAAUGUUGAAUAUGAAAUUCCAGCAACUAUCGAUUAUUUACAGGAUGAACAGAGAUAUGAGGAGCUAGAUGAUUCUUUAUACUUAGGAGAAGAGGAAUAUUUAGAAUCGGUUGUAUACUCCAAAGAUGCAGAAACCACUGAGGAAGAAGAGGAUUAUUAUGACCCAGAGCACCAUGUCUAUUAUGGAGAAGAGGACUCUGAAUAUUCAGAAACCACAGAGUUCUCUGAUGAAGAACAGAAUUAUGGGGAUUCAGAACCUGGCAUGUCAUUGGAAGAGGAGGAGGAAGAGAAGAGUAUGGAAGAAAAGAAAAACCUGUUUAAAGAUGUCCUGUCACGUUUGAACAUGGAUAGGAGCAGAAAGCUUCUGCCAGAUUUUGUUAAACAAUUCUCCUUAGAUCGAGGAUGUAAUUGGACACCCCAGACUCCAGGAGACUUAGCCUGGAAUUUCCUGAUGAAAGUUCAAGCACUGGAUGUGACAGCUAGAGAUUCAGUCCUCAGACACAAGGUUCUGUGUGAGGAUAGCAAAGGGGAAUUGCCAACUGGAAUUGAGAAUUUGGAAAUGAGAGACAUACAAACCAUUAAUCCCCUCGAUGUCCUUUGUGCCUCUAUGCUGUGUUCAGACAGUUCUUUGCAACGCAGAGUCUUGUCAAGCAUGUAUCAAUGCCAGUUUGCUCUUCCUCUGCUACUGCCAGAUGCGGAAAACAACAAAAGCAUUUUAAUGCUGGGGGCCAUGAAAGACAUUGUGAAGAAGCAGUCAACACAGUCUUCAGGAGGGCCUACGAGGGAAACAGAAACAUUUCUGACCCUCAUAAAGGUACCUGUCAUCUCUUUUGUACGUCUAGGAAACUGUAGCUUCUCCAAGUCCAGAAUCCUCAACACACUGCUCAGCCCCACCCAACAGAAAUCACAGAAAAUCUUUCUCCAUCAGGAUUUGCCUGUUCUAGUGCUUCCCCGGCAAAUCUCUGAUGGUCUGGUUGAAAUAACAUGGUGUUUUCCUGAUAGUGACAGUCUAAAGGAAAACCCUAGUUUUUCCCAAAAGCCUGUUGCUGUGGCCAACCUUCGUGGAGAUCUAGAAAGUUUUUGGACACAGUUUGGUUUCUUGAUGGAAGUUUCCUCAGCUGUGUUUUUUUUCACUAACUGCCUAGGUGAGAAGGAAUGGAACCUGCUCAUGUUUUUAGGGGAAGCUGCCAUUGAAAGAUGCUAUUUUGUCCUCAGUCCCCAGGCCAGGGAGAAUGAAGAGGCUCAGAUAUUCCAGAGAAUUCUGAAGUUGAAGCCAUCACAGUUACUGUUUUGGGAGGAGGAGGAAGCUGGGGAUAAAGGGAAAAACAUAAAGGGCCUCCAAGCUGCCCUCCAAGAAGUGAUGUCCUCUUCACUCAGAUGUGUGUCUGUGGAGGACAUGGCCUCCCUGGCCAGGGAGUUGGGGAUCCAGGUAGACCAAGACUUUGAGAAUGUUCAAGGAAUUCAAGUUUCCCCUGGUGAAAACUUGGCUGGAACAGUUGAAGAUGAGGGACAACAAAGACACAGUCCACCACAAAGCUCACCUGGAAACCCUGCGGAGAAGCCUAUGAAAGAGCCAGUGGCUGGUUGUGAGGUCAGCCAGACGCUUCAGAAUAUCCACCUCAGCCCAGUAUUCACGCGUCAUCUGCAAAACUCCUGUCUCUUACCAGUCAGAAUUGGAUGUAACUUUAACCAUGUUUCUCUGAAAGCCCCUUGGGUUAGGGGCUCCCACUUUUGGUCAGAGCAGAAAACUAAGUGGUUCCAUCCUUCACCCUUUCAGAAUGCAAGGGUCCACAGUCGAGGUAAAGGUUUUGGGAUUCAAUACUUUCAACCCCGGAGAUUUUAUUCAGGGGAAAGAUUUAUGAACUUUUCGAGGCCUCCUCAAGGACGUCAUGUACAUGGAACAUUUGUGAGACCACCAAGACCCCUGUGUCACCGUGUACAGGCCUGGCCUGAGGGAUCUCGUGAAAGGUCUGCCAGAGUGGUCUCCCAGGUAGGUCAUCUCCAUUCCCUGAGUUCACAACCAGUGGGACCAUUUGGGAAGCCACAGUCUGGGCAAGCCCAUGCCUGGAGAACACAGACACCUGAGGCAACUGGAAAAGUUAUGAGAACCACAUCUCAUACUGUGAAUCCUCACCCUCAAGCCUUUCAGCCAGCAGGAGUCGUACAGAAACCUACAAGACCUGCCUUUCAGCAAGGAUUCAAGCAGAAGAUGGAACGUGGGCCUUCAAAUCCAGUUUUCCGUAUGGGAUCCCAUCCCAUGUCCAACAGCAAAGUUUUACCUAGCUCUCAGUUCAAAUCCAAUCAGCCCCAGCCCUCCCAGGUCCAACAUUCCCAGCCCAAACCCUUCCAACCUAUGCCCUCUCAACUCAAACGCACUCAAACGAAAGCUACUCAGCCCCAGCCCUCCCAAGCUAAAUGCUCUCCAUCCAAACCCACUCAGCCCAAGCCGUGCCAACCUCAGUCCUCCCAAUCUAAGCCUUCUCAGCCCAGAUCUACUCAGCCCAAGUCAUCUCAAACCAGGCCUUCACAAGCUAAGGCAGGGCCCAAGAGAGUCGGGAAGCAUUGAAGUGCUUAAUCUAGAGACCUGUGAAACAUACCCUUUACCCAGGCCAUUCCUGUCAGAUAGUAACCUGAAAUAGAGUGACAAUGAUUCAAAGAGACUAUCAUUAGCAUGACAUAGAAAAAGAUGGUAGGCACAACCUAAUUGGAUAUCAUUAAAAUAUCUGUAAGAAUUGUGUCCCUAAUAAGGAGGAAAAUUAUGAAAAGAAUUGAUAAUAGAAUCAGGCAGUAAAUAAAUUAAUUGAAUUAAAUAAAAAAUUAAUUGAAUUUAACCUUGAGUAUUAGCUAAUAGAUUAUCUGAAUCCAGGGAAUGGGGGGUUGUUUCACCUGAGAAAGAAUGGGGUUAGAAUCUCUAAUUGCAAAGUGAUCAUAAAAUAGGUUGCCUCAAUGUUGCAAAUAAAAUUGCCCUCGAUAUUGGCUGCUCCAGGGAUGUCUUGGUCAAAAAUUUUGGUUCAAUAUCAGCCACUAAACAGAUAACCCUGUUUAUUGGAAAUGUUUAAAUCAAUUUGCUUGCGAUAACAGUUCCAAUUUGUUUAGAUGAUAAAACGCUCUCAUUUGACCCUUACAUAUAGAAAUAAUGAACUAACAACCAAUGAAAUUAUUUUGCAUUAACUUUAAGAAUGAUUUGUGUAUGUUUCAUAUUUAAAAUAUUUGUAAUAGUUAAGAUAAUUGACUUAUUCUUAGAGGAUCAGAUAUUUUAAUCUCAUGAUUCCAGCUUAAAAUGUAUAAUUGAGUUUUUUAAUUUUAGAGUUUUUUUUUAAUUGAAAAGAUUAAGAUCAGUUUACAGAGUUUGUUAAAAGCAUUGAAAUGUUUAAGAGAACAUUCCAGAAUUUACAAUUUUAAUUUAUUAGAUUUAUUUUUGUUCUAAACAUUUUGGCUAAGUUCUGCUAGUUAGAAACAUUAAGUAAAAGGAAUACAUUAAAUUUAAAAUACUUAUGUGAAGUUUAAUUAACUAAGUUUGUAAAUGACACAAAAUAUAAAUAAAAAGUUAACUUUAAAGGUAGACGUUAAGGUUCACUAGAUAGAAAUAAUAAGAUUUGUAAAUUGAAUUAAGAGCCCUGGUUUUUGAAUUUGUAACUUUUAUAAAAUUAACAUUACUUUUAAGUACUAACAUAGCCUUAAGUUGUUUUUUCUGGGUAAAAAAAAAAAUUGCCUUCAAGGGCACGCAAAAAAAUUAUAUUGACAAAUAGAUGAGAAGUGAUCUUUGAAAAGGUGUAAUUAACCUCUGAGAACAUUUUAUCCUACAAUAGGUAUCCUUCAUUUGUUUGUGCGUGUAUUAAACAGUCAAUAUCGAGUAUUUAGAUGAUGUUCAAUCUCUCUAAAGGUUAUUAUAAGGGUGAAGAAAUAGAGGACUAUGCGUGUGAAUUUUUGUCUUUGUCUUUUGACAGGAGGAAAGUAUAACUAGUUCAUAACUGCAAAAUCUUUGAUGUAAAACUGGUGUUUCUCAACUGAAAAUAAUGUUGUUUAAGAUUUUGAAAUGAGAAAUAGAAAUGAAGUUUUAAAAAAACUUUUCUGUGAAUUCUUUAAGAUUAGUUCCUGGAGGACAGAACUAGUUGGCUUAUUGUCACCAACAGAUUCUGUAUCUGUCUGGAUCUUGACCACACCUAUAUGGCACAUUCAAACUGGACACUUUGAGGGGAGUUUGAUAAAGGGACCAUUUAUAAAGGCCUGAGCAAAAUGUAAAAACAGCACGAAGGCAAGAGCAGCAUCCUGGGUUUAGUAAAAACAAGGCCUAUUACCACCCAAGGUCUGAAGGGCAGGGAAGGGGAGUGCUUUCUCCAGUCAAAGAACUGUGUGGAAGGGGUCUUGGGCCUGGUUGAGUGGGGAGUACAGAAGGCUGCAGUGACCCACAGGGAGGUAUCUCAGGAAAUAAAUAUCCAUUCCUUGACCUCUGAUCUGCCAGUGUGUCCAUUUGGCCAAAUCCAACCAGAAACCAGAGAAUAAGGAGCCCACCUAGGCAGUUCAUGUAGGUCAACCUUUUAGGGUUCAGAGCAGGUUGGAGAGUGGAUCUAGAGGGACAAACAGAAGACACCCAGCAUAUUCUCCCUUUCCAUUUCAUUCUUCCUUUUUACCUUUUCCUCCUCUCGCAUUUUUUUUCGAGCAUUUAUUAUGUGCAAGGCAUUGGAUUAGGAACUGAGAAGACAUGGAAACAAAAUGCGAAAUCCUUGUAUAGUUGUGCCAUCCUAUAAGUCUUUGUAUUUCCUCCUUAUUAUAAAACUAUAAGCUCAUUAUGCAUAGUUUUGUAUAAUGAGCUUAUUUCUGUAUACAUACAGAAAUAGACAAAGAAGAAACAUAAAAAUAAUCUGUAAUCUCAUAACAGUAAUCUCAUAAUGUUGUAAUGUAGUCCUCUAACUCACUAAUAAUAUUUUUCCAUGUGUAUAUAUUUAUAGGCAGCGUUCAUUUAUAAUUUUGAGUCUGUGCUAGGGCCAAAUGUGGCAAAGUCAAACACACUGUUAGGGCCAGGCAGUAUAAAUAGCAUGAGAUGUUGGUUUUCCAGAUGUCUUAAGAAAGUCUGAAUUCAUGACAUGAAAUAUAGUUUAAGGGUGUCUUUUGUAUGAUGCACAAGUCCAAUUAUUUUAAGUCAAACAUGCAAAAAUUCAGAACCAAUUUACUAAAUUGAGAGCAUUUAAUUUGUACCUGACAUUUUUUGUGAGCAGACUGAAGCGUCUAUCCAAUGAUUUAUCUUUUUUAACAUCUCAAAAUUCUUUCUUAAACACCUUAAAUCAAUUUAUAUUUUGUACAAGAAAGCAAAUAAAAAUUACUUUUUCA
Messenger RNA from Pteropus alecto (black flying fox), 6271 nucleotides. RefSeq names its product caspase recruitment domain family member 6 (gene CARD6). The transcript is spliced from 3 exons. Bases 402 to 3509 code for a protein of 1035 amino acids. Lineage: Eukaryota; Metazoa; Chordata; Mammalia; Chiroptera; Pteropodidae. The record is from RefSeq and is a predicted model, not a curated record. Gene Ontology annotation, biological process: regulation of apoptotic process.